AUGAAUUGGCCAUUCCGCUUUCACCAUAACGAGUCCGGGUCGUUUCGCCAUGGCAGAUUGUUCGUUUACCUGGCAUUAACAGCUAGCUUCCUACUUCUUUCCUACCAGUUCGUUCUAAACCGCGAGUCUCUGAGUUCAGUCUCACGGGUCGUGGGACAUAGUCUCUUGGGGCAUGGACACGAAGGGAUUGAGAAGGAAUUGGUAUUUGCUGCUAUGCUUAAAAGCGACAUGUCUUGGGUUGACGACAACCUGCCUGGCUGGAGAACGAAUAUAUAUCGUGCUGAUUUGGCUGCUGCUGAAGAAACUGAGGCCAAUCUGACGGUCCCAAUGAACAAAGGGAAUGAGGCGAUGGUCUUUCUCACUUACUUAAUCGAUCGUUACUCCACGCUACCAGAUGUAGUGAUCUUCCUCCAUGGUGGUCGUUACCAAUGGCACAACGACAACCCACUAUAUGAUUCCCUCAUUUCAAUCAAAGAUCUACAUCUCAAUUUCGUCCGCGAGGCAGGUUACGUAAACCUACGCUGCACCUGGCCAAUAGGUUGUCCUUCAGAGCUCGAACCAGGUAGAUACUUGCGCGAUCGCCCUGAUGAUCCACAACAUCCAACGGCUGUGCAGUAUCCUGAUAGUUUCAUGGCAUUAUUCCCCGGUGAGGAGGUCCCUGAGGUCGUGGGCACGCCGUGUUGUAGCCAAUUCGCCGUCUCGAGGGAUCAAGUGCAUCGACGAGAGAGAAAGGAGUAUGAACAUGCUCGACAGUGGUUGCUUGAUUCAGAACUGGAUUCAGCUACCAGUGGACGCAUUAUGGAGUAUGCCUGGCAUAUUUUGUUUGGAAAACCACCGCAGCACUGUCCUAAUGCGACGGAAUGCUAUUGUAAAACGUAUGGGUACUGCAAUAUGAACGAGGAAGAUUUGCGCCAACAGUGGGUUUGGCGUGGUACGAAUAUUGAUAAAUGGAUGGUCGAAUCUAGGAACAAAACGGCUUAA
Penicillium taxi is the source of this 981-nucleotide messenger RNA. Its product is annotated as DUF3431 domain-containing protein. Bases 1 to 981 code for a protein of 326 amino acids. Lineage: Eukaryota; Fungi; Ascomycota; Eurotiomycetes; Eurotiales; Aspergillaceae. The record is from RefSeq and is a predicted model, not a curated record. The transcript is spliced from 4 exons.